CUAGCGGCGGCCGCGCGAGCAGCUCCUCCUCCCAGCGCGAGGCUGAACUGCAGCGAAGGGCUGGAGGCUCGCCGCAGAGCAGGCGGCCAUGUUGUGUGUCUGACAGCGCUGUCUGCAACAGGUUGCCAGCGUUGACGAGGAAGAGUAGGAGGAGGGGGCAAAAAGUCUGAAUUUCUCACAAAUGAUAGCAGUCUGGUUCGUUGCUGGAUUUACAUGAGAAGACUUCGAAGGGGAAUAUUUACAUCUCCGUGGGAUCAAGCACAACGCACGAUGACAGUUUCUCAUGUGUUGUGUAAUAUGCCUGAGCCUGCCAGCUGAAACGAGGACUGGAACCACACUCCUCCUAUCCACACCCCCUCACCACCACCUGCAGCCAUGAAUGGUGGUCGCAGCAUUUGGGCUAUAACUCCAGAGGAAAGGGAUAAACAUGAUCAGAAAUUUGACACCCUCUCCCCAACACAAGGAUGUGUGUCUGGCGAGCAGGCGCGUAAGUUCUUCCUGCAGUCAGGCCUCCCUUCCUCGGUGCUGGCUGAGAUUUGGACCCUAGCUGACAUGAACAAGGAUGGCAAAAUGGACCGUCUGGAGUUCUCUAUUGCCAUGAAGCUGAUCAAAAUGAAGUUGCAGGGUCAGAAUCUGCCAUCGGCACUGCCCAUCAUUAUGAAGCAGCCACCGGUGCCUGCUCCCACCAUGCCAAUAACACCACUCGCGAUGGCAUCCAUGCCGAAUGUUCCCAUGAUGCCCACUGUGCCCAUUCUUGGUCCCAUGCCACUGGCCUCCACGUUGACCUCCUUAGGCCCUCUGCAUGGCAUGACUCCAAUGAUGCCUACUGGAAUGGCCAUGCCAAUAAUGCCCACUAUUAGCCCUCCUUCUCUGCCCAAUGGACCUAUUGGCAUCUUGCAGCCUGCACCGGUAUCUCUCACCAGCGCUCUUCCGUUGAACAGUUCCUUUACAUCCACUCCGUUGGUUUUUCCGUCGGCUCCCUCAGGUCUCCUAGACCUGGGUUCAAGCAGUUCCAGCUCCUCUUCCAACGCAUCUUUAGCGGGCAGCUCUCCUAAGACCAGCCACCUGGACUGGGCUGUGCCGCAGUCGUCCCGCCUCAAAUACAGACAACAGUUCAACAUCCUGGAUAAGCAGAUGACCGGCUGUCUAACAGGCCCUCAAGUGAGAAAUGCAAUGGCUUCAACACCACUAACUCAGACCCAGCUGGCCACUAUCUGGAACCUGGCUGAUGUGGAUAAAGAUGGUAAACUGAAGGCAGAAGAGUUUAUUCUAGCCAUGCACUUAGUUGACAUGGCUAAGCAAGGACAGCCACUGCCUCUCACACUUCCUGCAGACCUAGUGCCCCCGACACUCAGGGGGAAGGUUGCCAUUUCACUGAAUGGGGCUACCAGCACAGCCAGCUUUGUUGCGCUGACUGAGGAAUUCGCUGAAGUCGAUCCACCACAGAAAUCGAAGAACAAUUUGACUUUCGAGGAUAAGUUCAAGAAGAACCUUGAGCUGGGGAACGCCGAGUUGGAGAAGCGGCGGCAGGCCCUGCAGGAGCAACAGCGGCGUGAGGAGGAGCGGCGAGCGCAGAAGGCCCGCGAGGUGCAGGAGCGCAGAGAGAGGGAGGCACGCGAGCUGGAGCUCAGGAGGCAGAGAGAGGAGGAGCAGAGGCUGGAGCGCCAGAGGGAACUGGAGAGGCAGAGGGAGGAGGAGAGGCUCAAGGAGCUGGAGCGCAAAGAGGCAGCAAAGAAAGAAUUGGAGCGUCAGCGGCAGCUGGAUUGGGAAAGAAGGAGAAAGCAGGACCUUCAGAGCCAGAAGAGCCAGGAACAGGAGGACAUCAUCCGCCUCAAGGCCAAGAAGAGGAGUCUCGAAUUGGAACUUGAAGCUGUGGGUAACAAGCACAAGCAGAUCACAGACAGGCUCAGGGAUGCCCAGGCUAAGAAGAGAGUGCAGAGAACUGAGCUGGAUCGCAUUAAUCAGAGGAGAGACAGUUGCAUCAUAGAAAUCAAUGCAUUACAGCAGCAAUCUGAGGAGCUGAAGAGGAAGCUGGCACAGCUGGCUCCAGAGCAGCAAAAGCUGAACGAGACGCUUCGCGCUAUGAAUCUGAACAACAUGCCAACUUCAACAAUGACAACUUUAAAGAAGAGUGUUGCAGAGAAAGACCUCAGCUGCCGCAAACUGAAGGAAAGGCUUGAUGCUUUAGAGAAAGACACAGCAACGAAACUGGCUGAUAUGGAUCAGUAUAAGAAGGACAUACAGGAUCUCAGAGAGACCCAGAGGAAGCAACAAGCUGCCCUUGUCAAACUGCGUAGUGUUAAAGAAGACAAACUCCGAGAACUCAAGAGAUGCAAAGAGGAGGAGUUGGACAGGAAGAAGAAGGAGGAGGAAGAGCAGCGGCGCAUCAAGCAGGAAAAGCAGCGUCAGUGGCAAGAGAAACUGAGGCAUGAAGAGGAGGAGCGGCAGAGAAAGCUCCAGGAAGAGCGAGAAGCCAAGCUCCGAGAAGAGGAGGAAAGAGAGAGGCAGGCUCGACUGCAGGCUGCCAAAGAGCAGGCAGAGAGGGAGCGCAGGGCACGAGAAGAGGAGAGGAGGCACCGUGAGGAGGAGGAGGAGAGGAGGCGCCGGGAGGAGGAGGAGGAGAGGAGGCGCCGGGAGGAGGAGGAGAGGAGAGAGCAAGAGAGGAGGAGACUCGAGGAAGAGGACCGCAAGAAGCGAGAAGAGGAGAGGAGGAAAUUAGAAGAGGAGCGGAAGAAGCUGGAGGAGGAGCGGAAGAAGCUGGAGGAUGAACGAAGGAAGCAGGAGGAGGACAGGCGCGAAGAUGAGCGGAGGAGGCGGGAGGAGGAGAGGAAGCGCGAAGAGCGCAGGAAAGCAGAGGAGGCGCGCCGAGAGGAAGAGAGGAAGAGGGAGAAGGAGGAGGAGGAGAGGAGGCGCCAGCGAGCACACGAAGCAGCUAUCAGGGACACUGAGGAGCGGAAGAAGAAAGAAGAGGAGAGGAAGAGACAGGAGGAGGAGGAAAGAAGGAAACAGGAUGAGGAGCGCAGGAGGAAGCAGCGAGAAGUGGAGACCGCUGCCACCCCCAGGCCAAAGGAAGAAAAGCAAAAUAAGCAGAAUAAUUACAAAUCGGAUAUCGUCGCUGCUCUUCUCCGAGGACUGCAGGAGAGAAAGGAUAUUAGGCAUCCUCUGGGCAAGGCACACAGAAAAUCAGCAGCUCUGACCAAAUUUAAAGCCCUUUAUCCCUUCGUGGCCAGGAACGAGGAUGAACUCUCCUUUGAGGCAGAUGACAGCAUUGAGGUGGACGAGACCGUGGAGAGAGAGGAAGGAUGGCUCUAUGGUAGUCGUCAGGGGAAAAUGGGCUGGUUUCCUGAGAGCUAUGUGGAAAGGCAGUCCAAGGCCGAGCCCCCCACCUCCAAACCCGCGCUCAAGCCCCAGGCCUCCCUCUCUAUCUCUAGCAAGCCAACUGAGGCUUCUGUUCCGAGUGGCUCAGGCCAGAACUCUGCCUUCACCCCCACCCAUGCACCUAGCACCGCCUCCUCUGAGCAUAGCCAGGUGGUGGGGAACCUGCAGGUACAGGCUUUGUGUUCUUGGACAGCUAAAACAGACAGCCACCUAAACUUCUCCAAGGAUGACGUGAUCACAGUCCUGGAGCAGCAAGAGAACUGGUGGCUGGGGGAGCUGAAUGGGAUGCAGGGCUGGUUCCCCAAAUCUUAUGUCACCGUGCUGAGCAGCAGUGACACAGCCACAGAUUCCUCUGAUGGACCUGACUUGGCAGCAGCGGAUGGCUCUUCCUUUGAGGAGUAUGUAGCUCUCUAUACCUACAAGAGCCCUGAACAUGGAGAUUUGACCUUCAGUGAAGGUGACACCAUCCUGGUGACAAAAAGAGAGGGCGAGUGGUGGCGAGGCAGCAUAGGCGACCGCUCUGGACUCUUCCCCUCCAACUAUGUUAAACCCAAGGAAACUGAUACUUCAAGCCUGAAACCUGGCAUGCCUGGGAAGAAACCUGAUGUAGCUCAGGUGACCACUCCGUACGUGGCCUCUGGGAGCGAGCAAUUGAGCUUGUCUCCUGGCCAGCUCAUCCUCAUCCUCAGUAAGAACCCCACUGGCUGGUGGUUGGGGGAACUGCAGGUACGGGGUAAGAAGCGUCAGAAGGGCUGGUUCCCAGCAUCUCAUGUCAAGCAGUUGGGCUCCAACAGUGGCAAGUCUACCCCUGCUACUGUGGCAGUCUGCCAGGUCAUCGCCAUAUACGACUACAUGGCAGCCAACAAGGAUGAGCUAAGUUUCUCCAAGUCUCAGAUCAUUAAUGUGCUGGACAAGAGUGACCCUGACUGGUGGAAAGGAGAACUCAAUGGGGCCACAGGCCUGUUCCCCACCAACUAUGUGAAAAUGACCACUUCAGACUGUGACCCUAGCCAGCAGUGGUGCGCUGAUUUGACCAGUCUGGACUCCAUGACCCCUCAGGAGAAGAAACGGCAGGGCUACAUCCAUGAGCUCAUCGAAACAGAGGAAAGAUAUAUGGAGGACCUUCAGCUGGUCUUGGAGGUGUUCUACAAGCCCAUGUCUGAGUCGGGACGGCUGAAUGAAGCUGAGAUGAACAUGAUUUUUGUCAACUGGAAAGAGCUCAUCAUGUCCAACAUGAAACUACUGAAGGCCUUCCGUGUGAGGAAAAAGAUGGGAGGAGAAAAGAUGCCUGUGCAGAUGAUCGGGGACAUCCUAGCUGCAGAGCUCUCUCAUAUGCAGGCCUACAUCCGUUUCUGCAGUUGCCAGCUAAAUGCUGCCGCACUGUUGCAGCAGAAGACUGACCAGGAGCCAGAGUUCAAAGACUUCCUCAAGAAAAUUGCUACAGACUAUCGUUGUAAAGGGAUGCCUUUGUCCAGCUUCUUACUGAAGCCCAUGCAAAGAAUCACCCGCUACCCACUCCACAUAAAGAAUAUCCUCGAGAGUACUCCUGACAGCCAUGUGGAUCAUGUUCAGUUGCGGGAGGCUCUGGAGAAGGCUGAGGAGCUGUGCUUACAGGUCAAUGAGGGAGUAAGAGAGAAGGAGAACUCGGACCGACUCGAGUGGAUACAGAGCCAUGUCCAGUGUGAGGGAAUCACAGAGAAUCUGAUUUUCAACUCUCUGACCAACUGCCUCGGUCCUCGAAAACUCCUGCACAGUGGGAAAAUAUUUAAGACUAAGAGCAAUAAGGAGCUGCAUGCCUUCCUCUUCAACGACUUUUUGCUCCUCACCCAAGCUGUCAAGCAGUUCACCUCCUCGGGCUUGGACAAGCUCUUCAGUCCAAAGUCCAACACCCAGUACAAGAUGUACAAAUCACCUGUGUUCUUGAAUGAAGUUCUGGUGAAGCUGCCAUCUGAUCCAUCCAGUGACGAGCCAAUCUUCCACAUCUCUCACAUUGACCGGGUCUAUACCCUCAGGACAGAGAACAUCAAUGAGAGGACUGCAUGGGUUCAGAAGAUCAAGGCAGCGUCAGAGGAGUUCAUCGAGACAGAGAAGAAAAAGCGGGAGAGAGCCUAUCAAGCUCGCUCAAUGAAAGCCAGCGGAAUUGGCCGUCUGCUUGUCACUAUCCAGGAAGCUACUGAACUGAAAUCAUCAAAAGCAAGUGGAAAGAGCAAUCCCUACUGUGAGGUGACCAUGGGGGCACAGUGCUAUACCUCUCGAACUUUAAAUGACACGCUCAACCCUAAAUGGAAUUUCAACUGUCAGUUCCACAUCAAGGACCUGUAUCAGGAUGUGCUAUGCAUCACCAUUUAUGAACGGGAGCAAUUUGCACCUGAUGAUUUCCUGGGGCGCACAGAGGUACCUGUGGCCACAAUCAAGAAGGAGCUGGAGAAUAAAGGUCCAGCCAUUAGGAGACUGCUGCUUCACGAAGUGCCCACAGGAGAGGUGUGGGUCCGCCUCGACCUUCAGCUGUUUGAUGGCAAAAACCCUUAAAGGAGAGGAUUUGAGUGGCAGAACCCCAUUAAGCACAUUGCCAGUUACUCAAGUUCUCCAAGUCUUCCAUAAGCCACCUUGCCUUAGAAUGCCUUCAACUACUGCUACUGAAUGUCUUGACGACUUUUUUCCCUUUUUUUUUUUAAGACUUGUCCAUGUAUUGAUGACUAUGCCAAAUUUUGCAACGUGCAUAGUUUUGGUAAAACACAUGGCCUAUAAUGGAAGAAGCUUAAUAAUUCAAUGAUUUUGCCUGAAUAAUCUACCACUGGACAUAGAGAUGUCGGGAUUUCUAUUCUCCUUGAAUAUCCUGUCUAUUUUGCUGUCCUUUUGUUUUGUCUUGACUUCUGUUUUUGUUUUGUCCUUGGCUUUAAUAUUUAGAUUGACACUUGAUCUUGACAGUUAUGUAAAGAAACACUAAUUUUAUUAAUAAUGCUUUGCCUUAUGCUGUAUAAUUCAUGACAUAAAUGCUUAUGCAUCUGUUUUUUCAAAAGGGAUUUUGCUUAGAAUCUUGGAAAUGUUAAGGACAUGGUAGUUGAUAAACUGCUAUUCCCUUUAAGUGGUUCUAAAAACCCGUUUUUAGAAACUGGUACAUAUGAAGUGAUUACACAAAAUUAAUUCUACAAAGGUCUAAUCACUGUUGAGUUUGUGUUCAUUUUUAUUUAUUUUAUUUAUCUCUGGCUGUUACACACUUUUGAAACAGUAACAUGUUUAUGCCAUCAGCAUUUACAUGAACUCUCAACACAUGUAUUUCAUUGGUCAUUUGCCACUGCUUAAGAUGCUUGUCACUUUUUUUUUAGGUUUGUUUUAGUUUAAGCUGCAAAUGUGUGAUUUUAAGUACCUUCAGUCUUUUAGUUUUUGUCUAGUGCUGUCUCUCCUGGCAAUCCAGGCUUUACUACAGAUUUGCUCAAACAUAGCAAAGUGUCUAAAAUGAGCACAAAUAUGCAAGAAAAUCAGGUUUCCAAAGCAAAUAAAAUAAAAUUGACAUUC
Messenger RNA from Electrophorus electricus (electric eel), 6894 nucleotides. RefSeq names its product intersectin 2b (gene itsn2b). Gene Ontology annotation, molecular function: calcium ion binding; protein binding; guanyl-nucleotide exchange factor activity. The record is from RefSeq and is a predicted model, not a curated record. Gene Ontology annotation, biological process: positive regulation of Rho protein signal transduction; intracellular signal transduction. NCBI's taxonomy places the organism in Eukaryota, Metazoa, Chordata, Actinopteri, Gymnotiformes, Gymnotidae.